Molecule: messenger RNA, 2957 nt
Organism: Camellia sinensis
Lineage: Eukaryota; Viridiplantae; Streptophyta; Magnoliopsida; Ericales; Theaceae
Source: RefSeq, a predicted model, not a curated record
AUGGUUAAUCCACAGGGAUACGAAAACUACAUUUAUAUAUAUAUAUAUAUAUAAUUCAUUUUUAUUAUCACAUUCAUUCAUUCACAGUCAAUAAACUAAUUUCUGCAUCUCUUUUUUAUUUUUAUUUUCUCACCAAACAAGACGAAUGAUUACAUUAUGAGCAGAGCAAAGCCGCUACUAGUUUUCUUCAAAAUGUAGUUCGCCAACAAUUUAAGAGAGAGAGAGAGAGAGAGAAGCGAGAUGGCUAAAGCUUGUAGAAAGAAGAGAAUAUAUAUACAUAUUGAGGCAUAAAGUAAUUUAUCAUCGAGAUCUGUGUCUUCCUCCGUUUGCUUGACGAAGAAGCUGUGGAAUUUCGUUUCUCAGCAAGUGUCUUUUUAACCUUUGAAUCCAAAGCUUUUAUUCUCUCUGUCUCUCAUCACUCAUAUUCUCUCUCCCCCUCUGUUCUGAGAGAGAGAGAGACGAGAAUGCCGUUGGAAGUUAGUGACCAAAAUACAUUUAUAUUUAUAUAGAAUUAGAGAUACAUAAUAGUGCCUCUCUCUGUUCCGGAUUUUUGUGAGCUUUAGAUUUCCAGAUCACUAAAGCUUUGAGAAAUUCAAGGGCUGAUUUGGUUGAUUUUGUAUUGGGAUAGAGUUGAGUGAGCUAAGGCAACCGAAGCAAAACAACAGUGUUUAAGUGUAUGCUCAGCUACUAUGGUUUGAUGGUGGUAGGAGGAAGGUGGAAGAUGAGUAGUAAUAUUCCAUGGCUGUCCCAGGAGAGCAAGAGGAAUUGCUUAGAUUAGACUCAUAAUAAUCAUCAUCUCCACAGACACAUCACCAACAACUCCCCAUGAGGCUACUCUCUUCUUUUGCAGCAUUACCUUUGCUCUUAUUCUUGUUUCUUGUCUCCCAAACUAUUGCUGACCUCAAGACAGACAAACAAGCCCUCCUUAAUUUUGUUGCCGCUGUUCCCCAUGGCCGAAAACUCAACUGGAAUUCUAGAUCACCAAUCUGCACCUCUUGGGCUGGUGUAUCUUGUGACCCAAAUGGCACUCGAGUAAUUUCUCUACGGCUCCCUGGUGUUGGAUUCUAUGGUCCAAUUCCAGCCAACACCCUUGGGAAGCUGGAUGCACUCACGAUCCUCAGCCUUCGAUCCAACAACCUCAAUGGGAAUCUUCCAUCUGAUGUUAUUUCCCUUCCUUCCCUCCACUAUUUAUACCUUCAACAGAAUAGCUUUUCAGGAGAUAUUCCUUCCUCUCUCCCCCCUCAACUCAACUUUCUCGACCUCUCCUUCAAUUCCUUCACGGGCAGCAUUCCAAACUCUAUUCAGAAUUUGACAUUUCUCACUGGACUGAAUCUCCAGAACAAUUCCCUCACUGGAACCAUCCCCAAUCUCAAUCUCCCAAAUCUUAAGCAUUUUAAUUUGAGCAACAACCAUUUGAAUGGCUCAAUUCCAUCUUCCCUCAAGAAAUUUCCUGCUUCCUCUUUCAAAGGGAACUCUUUGUUAUGUGGGUCACCACUGAACCAGUGCCCUAUGAGCCCCUCACCCGCUCCUUCCCGAUCUUUUUUCCCACCUUCUCUAUCCCCAACUUACUUGCCACCUUCUCUUGCCCCAGCUUACUUGCCACCCUCACCGACACUCCCUCAAAAACAAAAAACCAAAACGAAAUUGACUACAGGAGCUAUUAUCGCAAUUGCAACUGGGGGUUUUGCAGUGCUGUUUCUUCCUCUUCUGAUCAUGGUGCUAUGCUGCUUGAAGAAAAAAGAUGGUGGAAGUGGUCAUGUGCAGAAAGCGAAGGUGGCCUACAGCGUUGGAAGGAAUGAGCCUCCUAAGGAGGAUUUCAGCAGUGGGGUGCAGGAUGCUGAGAAGAACAAGUUGGUUUUCUUUGAAGGCUGUUUGCAUACUUUUGAUCUUGAGGAUUUAUUGAGAGCCUCUGCUGAAGUUACUGGAAAGGGGAGUUAUGGGACAACUUAUAAGGCUAUUCUGGAAGAGGGAACAACAGUAGUUGUAAAGAGGCUGAAGGAAGUGGUGGUUGGUAAAAGAGAGUUUGAACAACAGAUGGAGAUGGUGGGGAGGGUGGUCGGUCAGCACCCAAAUGUCAUGACUCUUCGUGCUUAUUACUAUUCCAAGGAUGAGAAACUUCUGGUUUAUGACAACAUGCCGCUUGGCAGCUUGUCCGCACAAUUGCAUGGAAACAGGGAGAGUGGAAGAACGCUUGACUGGGAAUCCAGAGUAAAGAUUUGCCUUGGAGCCGCAAAGGGUGUUGCCCAUAUCCACUCUGCUGGUGGUGGGAAACUCACACACGGAAACAUCAAAUCCUCCAAUGUCCUCCUCACCCGAAGCCUCCAAGGCUGCAUUUCUGAUUUUGGACUAACUCCUCUCAUGGGCUUCCCUACCGUCUCACCUAGAACUGCAGGCUAUCGAGCCCCCGAGACAAUUGAAACUAGGAAAUUUACUCAAAAAUCAGAUGUUUACAGCUUUGGCAUUCUGCUCCUUGAGGUGCUGACAGGGAAAGCACCAGUUCAGUCACUGGGCCAUGAUGAUGUGGUCGAUCUCCCAAGGUGGGUCCAGUCUGUUGUUAGAGAGGAAUGGACAGCUGAAGUUUUUGAUGUUGAGCUAAUGAAGUAUCAGAAUAUUGAAGAAGAGAUGGUGCAGAUGCUUCAGAUUGCAAUGGCUUGCGUGGAGAAGGUGGCAGAUAUGAGGCCUAAGAUGGACCAAGUUGUUCGGAUGAUUGAAGAAAUCCGACCAUCUGACUCACAGAACAGAAGCCCAGCUUGAACUACUCAAACACACCUUGAUGAUGGCAAUGAUACUGCUGCCCAAUAUUCGUAGGUUUGUACUUAAAGCAGUUCUUUUUAGUUCAGUUUCAACAGUGAAUUGUAUUCAAAACAUCAUAUGCGAGUUCUUUCUGACAAUGAAAUGUGUCCUACAGGUAGAUUGUUUGCGAUGUGUUAUCAAUUUUAAUUAGUUUUUACCAAUAA